AUGCCUCAAUUAGUACCUUUUUAUUUUAUUAACGAAGUAACUUUUGCUUUUGCUAUAAUUGUAGUACUUACUUACGUCUUUUCGAAAUAUGUGUUACCAAGAAUAGUUAAUCUAUUUGUAGCUCGUCUUUUUAUAUCAAAUUUGUUAGACAAAUUUGCGUUAUAA
Messenger RNA from Colletotrichum graminicola M1.001, 165 nucleotides. Lineage: Eukaryota; Fungi; Ascomycota; Sordariomycetes; Glomerellales; Glomerellaceae. The record is from the annotation of a RefSeq genome assembly.